Cucumis sativus (cucumber) is the source of this 519-nucleotide messenger RNA. RefSeq lists its product as uncharacterized. The transcript is spliced from 3 exons. NCBI's taxonomy places the organism in Eukaryota, Viridiplantae, Streptophyta, Magnoliopsida, Cucurbitales, Cucurbitaceae. The record is from RefSeq and is a predicted model, not a curated record. Bases 1 to 519 code for a protein of 172 amino acids.
AUGUAUAAAGGAGUAGAUCGAGUCAAGAAGGUUCGCCUUCAAAAAUUGAGCGAUGAUUAUGAAUCACUGCAUAUGAAGGAGUCUGAAUCGGUAUCAGAUUAUACUUCAAGAUUGCUAGGAGUAGUAAAUGAAAUGAAAAGAUAUGGUGAGACAAUAAGUGAUGAGCAAGUAGUAGAAAAGAUACUUCGCUCAUUGGAUGAAAAAUUAAAUUUCAUCGUUGUAGCUAUUGAAGAAUCAAAGGAUUUGAGUACAAUGUCUAUUGAUCAACUUAUGGGUUCUUUACAAGUCCACGAAGAGAAGCUUCUUAAGAAGAACAAGCAGACAACUAAGCAACUUCUUCAGUCAAAUUUGAAUUUAAAAGACAAGAAAAAUAACCUAGAAAAAGUUCUUAUUGUGACUAGUGAUUCCUUUGCAUUGCAUGAAGGUAGAUGGACUUCUCUGCUUGAUAUUCUUGAUCUUUUGUUGAGACAUUUCGAAUUAUUGAAGAAACUUAAGGUCCUUGAUUUGGGAACAAAUUGA